AUGGGGCAGUCCAUGAGCUUUGGCCUGACGCAGUAUGACGUCGACGAGCUUAUAGCCUACUGCAAGGGAGCAUUCACGCAACCAGAGAUUGAGGCGCUAUACAAGCGGUUUAGGUCACUGGACAGGGGAAGAAAGGGCUUCAUCACGGCGGAGGAGGUGCUGAGCAUCCCGGAGCUGAGCAUCAACCCGCUGGCCAAGCGGCUGGCCUACAUGUACGACUCAAUCAACUUCAAGGAGUUCCUGGGCCUGCUCGCGCCCUUCAGCCCCGCCGCCAGCCGCGACGACAAGCUGCGCUGCAUGUUUGCCGUGUACGACGUGGACGGCGACGGCGCGGUGUCUGGCGACGACAUGGAGAUCGUGCUGCGCCAGCUGGCGGGCAGCUCGCUGAGCGACGACGAGCUGCACAGCAUCGUGGCCAGGGUCCUGCGCGCGGCGGCAGACCCGCAGCGAGGCCUCACCUUUGCAGAGUAUCGGGCGGCGCUGGAGGGGGUGGGGGCGGAGCUGCACGUGGAUGUGCCGAUAGAGGACUGA
Messenger RNA from Chlorella variabilis, 531 nucleotides. RefSeq lists its product as hypothetical. The coding region runs from base 1 to 531 and encodes 176 amino acids. Gene Ontology annotation, molecular function: calcium ion binding. Lineage: Eukaryota; Viridiplantae; Chlorophyta; Trebouxiophyceae; Chlorellales; Chlorellaceae. The record is from RefSeq and is a predicted model, not a curated record. The transcript has 5 exons.